Molecule: messenger RNA, 930 nt
Organism: Ilex paraguariensis (yerba mate)
Lineage: Eukaryota; Viridiplantae; Streptophyta; Magnoliopsida; Aquifoliales; Aquifoliaceae
Source: the annotation of a GenBank genome assembly
AUGGAGAUGAUGAUGUCGGAGACUUUAAUCAAUUCUGACCAAAGAAAGUUUGAUCUUCCGGUGGACUCUGAACACAAGGCAACAGAAUUCAGAAUAUUCUCAAUCGCAGCACCUCAUAUGAGAGCAUUUCACCUCUCUUGGAUUUCAUUCUUUUCAUGCUUCGUUUCCACCUUCGCUGUUUCGCCACUCCUCCCUAUAAUCCGCGACAACCUCAACCUCACCGCCACCGAUAUCGGAAACUCCGGAAUUUCGGCGGUUUCCGGCGCUGUUCUCGCUCGAAUCGCCAUGGGAACCGCCUGUGACUUAUUCGGUCCUCGUCUCGCGUCUGCCUCUCUUAUUCUCCUCACCACACCCGCCAUCUACUGCAGCGCCAUAGCCACCACUCCGGCCACCUUCCUCCUAGACCGUUUCUUCACUGGCUUCUCUCUAGCCACUUUCGUUUCAACCCAAUUCUGGAUGAGCUCCAUGUUCUCUGCUCAAGUUGUCGGCACUGCUAACUGUGUCUCCGGCGGCUGGGGAAACCUCGGCGGCGGGGCAACCCAGCUCAUCACGCCCCUUGUUUUCUUUCUCAUCCGUGACAUUGGUGCAACAAAAUUCACAGCCCGGAGAAUCGCAUUCUUCAUUCCUGCUCUGUUCCAGACCUUAUCGGCAUAUGCAGUUUUCUUCCUCGAGCAAGACCUGCCAGACGGGAACAUUUCCGGGCUCCAAAAAUCCGGCUACAAGCAAAAAGAUUACUUUUUUCAGGUUCUCCGGCAUGCAAUCACGAAUUACAGAGGCUGGAUUUUGACAUUGACUUAUGGGUAUUGUUUUGGGGUUGAAUUAACAGUGGACAACAUAAUUGCACAGUACUUUUAUGACAUAUUCAAUGUGAAUCUUCACAGUGCUGGAAUUGUUGCAGCCAGUUUUGGAGCGCCGAAUGUGCGUGCUUGA